UGCUCUCGCUCUCCGGUCUCGCCCUCUGCCUCAGUGAUGGCUAGGAAAGCGAUUUUCAAGAUUCACACACGAAACUGGGUCCCACGACCACUUGACAUGCUUCUGGACGAGCUGGCUGAAAAAUCCGUCGGAUACUGCGGUGCUGAUAUCAGGUCUGCAUGUGCCGAAGCCGCCCUCUGUGCUUUGCGGCGMCGCCACCCUCAGACACACAGGAGCACAGAGAAACUGCAGCUAGAUAUCUCUUCGAUCAAAACAACACCCAAAGAUUUUUUCAUGGCUAUGGAAAAGAUUGUACCAGCUUCACAGCGCUCUGUCUCUUCCCCGGGACAGGCAUUAUCACCCAUUUUUAAACCACUGUUUGAGAAUACUUUUCAGAGAAUUUUGCAAGUCCUGCAGAGAGUAUUUCCUCAUGCAGGACUUGUUCUAAAGAAGAACCAAUGUCAAGAUGACAAGAACGAUAUUUUACAAAGCGAUUUCACCUGUAGUGAUGACGAAUCACUUUCAGCCUUUGAAGAUAAGGAGGCUUUUUAUAAAAGGUCUCAAAUAGAGAUGAAAUUCCUCRACUUUAAAAGAAAUGCUUAUCACCAGCCAACAUCUCACAGGCCAAGGCUCUUGCUGUCUGGGGAGCGAAACAGUGGGCAAGGUUCUCACUUGGCACCUGCAGUCAUACACGCCCUGGAGAAGUUUCCAGUUUAUACCCUGGACUUGUCAGUUCUGCUUGCUAGUACCUCGUCGCCAGAAGAAACAUGUGCCCAGUUUAUCCGAGACGCUCAGAGGACAGCACCCAGUAUAAUUUAUAUCCCACGUAUCAAUGUAUGGUGGGAAACGGCUGGAUUUGCACUAAAAACUACUUUCACAACAUUACUGGAGAACAUUCCAGCAUUUGCUCCAGUUUUGUUGCUUGCCACAUCGAAUGUCACUUACGCGGAUCUCCAAGAUGAGAUACAAGAGUUGUUUAUUGAAGAUUAUGGAGAAGUUUUCGAUGUCCGACUGCCUAAUAAGGAAGAAAGAAGAAACUUUUUUGAGAACUUAAUUUUAAAUCAGGCUGCGAAACCUCCUGCCUCUAAAAAGAAAGCAGCUUGGCAGGCCCUGGAAGUGCUGCCGGUGCCGCUGCCGCCGGAGCCUCACAAACUGACGGAGGAAGAAAAGCGACAGAUAGAGGAGGAAGAGGAGGAUUCCCUUCGGGAGCUUAGGUUUUUCCUAAGGGAUGUUACACACAGACUUGCCACUGAUAGGCGUUUCAAGGCCUUCGCAAAACCUGUUGAUCUAGAUGAGGUACCUGAUUAUAUCACAAUUAUUAAACAGCCAAUGGACCUUUCAACAAUUCUCUCUAAAAUUGACUUGCGUCAGUAUGUAACUGCAGGAGAUUUUCUGAAAGAUAUCGAUCUAAUCUGUAGCAAUGCCUUAGAAUACAAUCCAGAUAGAGAACCUGGAGGUCGUCUCAUUAGACACAAAGCUUGCACUCUGAGAGAUGUUGCAUAUGCCAUAGUAAAAGCAGAAAUGGAUGAAGACUUUGACCAAAUCUGUGAAGAAAUCAAAAAGGCUCGUAAGAAAAGAGGUUACAGCUCUCCAGCCUAUGUGCCUUCUUACUACAACGUGAGGCCACAGCAGGCCUCUGUUUCUGGAUGUAAUAAGAAAAAUAAGCRUAAUAAAAGAGUCAAGACGACAGUGCCGCCUGUAGCCUGCAGCACACCACCGUCUAAAGCUAGGUCAAAAGGAAAACGCAAGAGAGGCAAAUCCACUUCAAGUAGUGAAGCAAAAAGGAGAAAGGUUUUGCAGUUCAGCAAAGUGAAGAAAACUGGAAAAGACCAAGAUGAAGARGAGAGUGAUGAAGAAGAGUUUCUGGAGAGCAGUGUUUCCAGCAUGCCUCUGACUGAAGUUGAACUCAUGCGAGGCUCUCAUACGGACCAAAGCCACAAUAUUCUUCCAGGACAACGGACAAACGUCUAUGAAAAUAACUAUGAGACAGAAAACAAGAGCUGUUGCUCUGCAGCUACCUCUGGCCCUGCAAAGAAGACAGCCAAAUCUUCUCAAUAUUCAGAGCUAAAAAAGAGAAAGGAGAUUUUUGAUUCCCAGAUGGCAGAAAGUUUUAAAGAAGAUGAUUCAAAAGAAACACAAAUGCUUCAUACAAGGUCGGCUGGAUGUUCUCAGGCAGAACAGCAGCAAUGGAUGGAUAUCAAGGAAGCGGUGGGAAUUCUCGAAAACCCACAUCCCCCUGUUGUGAUAGAUUACACAAAGCUGAUGCAUUUGCUGGAUUUGGUCACUGAACUAACUAAGGACUUCAAUAUAUUUUACUUGGAAAAAAUAUACGCUCUCCUCAGCCAGUGCAUUUACCAGCAUCGGAAUGACUAUGACAAAACUAAACUAAUUAUGGAAAUGAAGAAAAUAAUUAGAAACUUCUUCUGCGCUUCAUAAUGUCAUCUGCAGAAUACACUUCAUUUCUACAUUAUGAAAUUUUAGUUUAGUUGCAUGUUGUUCUGGUAGCUGUUUAUAAUUCMGUAAAUAGUACUUCUAAGUAUAGAUUUUUAUAUACAUACAGAUUUUAUAUACAUACAGAURCAAAAGGAAUAUAUCUUAAAAUAUAUUAAGAAAGCUCAGGUAAUGCCCUUUAACUGCUUUUAAGGGAUACUUUUGUUCUAUACCUAUUGUGUGAGAAAUAGCAAGCUUGGACAGGAGAAUUACACAUGUUCUGUUGAGAUCACCAUGUUCAGCUUGCUUUUCUACUACCACAUUUACUUCAAGUCUUUUACGUCRCUUUUUUAUGUGACAUAUGUUUGUUGGUGUCUUUUGGAACCUUACAGAACUGAACAUUUUCCAGACAAUCUCAGUGCCUCUUUUAAAACACAACAUUGGAAAACUUGAUAAGCUUUUAUUAUCUUAUUCCAACUUGUGACAAUAUAUUGUUCUGCAGCAGCCUGUGAGGCUGUGUAUUCCAUUGUGUAUUG
This is a messenger RNA of Nothoprocta perdicaria, 2945 nucleotides long. It is a transcript of the gene ATAD2, whose product is annotated as ATPase family, AAA domain containing 2. Gene Ontology annotation, biological process: positive regulation of transcription by RNA polymerase II. NCBI's taxonomy places the organism in Eukaryota, Metazoa, Chordata, Aves, Tinamiformes, Tinamidae. Gene Ontology annotation, cellular component: nucleus. The coding region runs from base 37 to 2415 and encodes 792 amino acids. Gene Ontology annotation, molecular function: ATP hydrolysis activity; histone binding; chromatin binding. The transcript has 15 exons. The record is from RefSeq and is a predicted model, not a curated record.